This is a messenger RNA of Sceloporus undulatus (fence lizard), 918 nucleotides long. RefSeq names its product putative olfactory receptor 14L1. Bases 1 to 918 code for a protein of 305 amino acids. Lineage: Eukaryota; Metazoa; Chordata; Lepidosauria; Squamata; Phrynosomatidae. Gene Ontology annotation, molecular function: olfactory receptor activity; G protein-coupled receptor activity. Gene Ontology annotation, cellular component: membrane. Gene Ontology annotation, biological process: G protein-coupled receptor signaling pathway. The record is from RefSeq and is a predicted model, not a curated record. The transcript has a single exon.
AUGCUGAACCUGUCAGAGGCUGGAUUUCUGCUCUUGGAGUUUACAGAGGUCUGGGAACUGCAGAUCCUAGUUUUUAUUGUGUUUCUGAUACUCUAUUUGGCAACAGUAGUUGGAAAUCUUCUCAUUGUCUUUGCAGUAGCUUUGGAUCAUCACUUGCACACUCCCAUGCACUUCUUUUUGAUGAACUUAGCCAUACAAGACCUUGGCCAAAUUUCAGUCAUUAUCCCCAAGUCCAUGUCCAAUUCUCUCAUGAAUACCAGACACAUUUCUUAUUCAGGAUGUGUUGCACAAGUUCUUUUCUUUCUCUUCUUUCUAGCAUCGGACAUCUCCCUUCUCACAGUCAUGGCAUAUGAUCGGUACGUUGCUAUUUGCAAACCUUUGCACUAUGACAUUGUGAUGAACAGAGGCGCCUGUAUCAAAAUGGUUGCUGGUUCAUGGACCAUUGGAUUUCUCUAUGGAAUGUUACACACCAGUGGCACCUUUGGAAUCCCCUUCUGCUCAAACAUUGUGAACCAGUUCUUUUGUGAAAUUCCACAGUUACUAAAGCUUGUCUGCACUGACUUAUACUUGAUUGAAAUUGGAGCUGUUGUACUAAGUAUUAGCAUUGUCCUUGGCUGCUUCAUCUUCAUUACUGUAACGUAUGUGCACAUCCUCAUUGUGGUUUUGAGAAUACCUUCUGUGGAGGGGAGGCAAAAAGCUUUUUCCACUUGCCUCCCUCACCUUAUUGUCUUCUCCACAUUAGUAAUCACUGGGUGCUUUGCCUACCUCAGGCCACCUUCCUCUACCACUGCAUCAUAUCUGGAUCUAAUCAUUAGUGUGAUCUACUCCAUCUUUCCACCCAUGUUAAAUCCAGUAAUCUACAGCAUGAGAAACAAGGAGAUCAAAGCUGCCUUGUCAAAACUAUUAGGUUUGGGGUAG